Molecule: messenger RNA, 6995 nt
Organism: Acipenser ruthenus (sterlet)
Lineage: Eukaryota; Metazoa; Chordata; Actinopteri; Acipenseriformes; Acipenseridae
Product: coronin-2A-like
Exons: 12
Coding region: 389-1987 (532 amino acids)
Biological process (GO): actin filament organization
Molecular function (GO): actin filament binding
Source: RefSeq, a predicted model, not a curated record
UUUCUUUGACAUUGAGUGCUUGAAAAGUGAGCUCAUUGUAUUCUAUGCAGACAAAAAUCUCCCAAGUUGUUAAUAGGGAUAUGUUCCCAUUCUUAAAGUACUUCAAGCAAAACAAUUUGGACACAGCCAUGUGCCAGCUUUACUGUCUGAUAUAUCUUGUAGCAACCAUUCCUGCAUCUGCAGCAGCUGUUGAACGGAGCUUUUCUUGCCUAAAGUGAAUCGAAACAUAUUCAAGGAAUACCACAGGUCAGGAGCACUUCAGCCAUCUUGCUCUUAAUGCUAUGGAAAAGGGGAUCGUUGAGGCUGUUGAAAAAAAUCCAUGCUGGCAUAAUGCUGUAAUUGCCCAUUUUGCUGGAGAGAAAGACAGACAGGCAGAGCUCUUUCUCAAAUGACAUCACUCAGGAUUCAUCAAUAUCAAAUGUCAUGGCGGCCUCAGUAUCGGAGCUCCAAGUUCCGCCAUGUUUUCGGUAAGCCUGCUAACAAGGAGAACUGCUAUGAUGGGGUGCCCAUCACCAAGAGCGUUCAUGACAACCAUUUCUGCGCCGUAAACCCCAGGUUUAUUGCUGUGGUCACUGAGUGUGCAGGAGGUGGAGCUUUCCUCAUCAUACCAAUUCAUCAGACUGGAAAGAUCGACCCUCAUCACCCGCGGGUCUGCGGCCACAGAGGAAACGUGCUGGACAUUAAGUGGAACCCGUUUGAUGACUUCUCCAUAGCUUCGGCCUCGGAAGAUUCAACUGUAAAAAUCUGGGAUAUUCCUAAACAUGGGAUGAUGAAGAACAUCACGACGGCCAAGAAGGAGCUUCAGGGGCAUUCCCGGAGAGUGGGGCUCAUUGAGUGGCACCCAACUGCUGGCAAUGUCCUCUUCAGUGCCGGAUAUGACUACAAGAUCAUGGUGUGGAACCUAGAUACUCAAGACCAGGUCAUCAAGAAUCCUGUGAAAACAAUUAGCGUGCACAGUGAUGUGGUCCUCUCCAUGUCCUUUAACACGGAUGGUAGUCUCCUAGCAACAUCCUGCAAGGACAAGACUCUAAAAGUUAUUGACUCACACACAGGUGUUGUUUUGCAGGAAGCCAACUGCAAGUCCCAUAAAGCAAGCAAGGUUGUGUUUCUGGGCAACCUGAAAAAGCUCAUCUCAACAGGAACGUCAAGGUGGAACAACAGGCAAAUUGCACUGUGGGAUCAGGAUGACCUGUCCGUGCCUUUACUGGAGGAGGAUCUGGACGGCUCUUCGGGGGUCCCAUUCCCGUUCUACGAUCCUGAUACCCACAUGCUGUAUGUCGCUGGAAAGGGAGAUGGCAACAUUAGGUACUAUGAAAUCAGCUUUGAGAAGCCUUAUCUACAAUUCCUAGCAGAGUACCGCUCAUACUUGACUCAGAAAGGAAUGGGAAUCAUGCCAAAGAGAGGCCUGGAUGUCUCCUCCUGUGAGGUCUUCAGGUUUUAUAAACUAGUGACAACCAAAAGCAUUAUUGAGCCACUCUCCAUGAUCGUACCGCGGCGGUCUGAGUCAUACCAGGAGGAUAUCUACCCAAUGACUGCUGGAUCUGAGCCAGCAAUGACAGCAGAGGAGUGGUUCAAAGGGGUCCAUAAAGAUCCUGUAUUGAUGUCCCUGAAACCUGGCAGCAAAAACUCCCAGUCCAUUCCACUGGUAACUGCCAGGGAACCGCUGAGCCUCCUCGAACCGAAAAGGUUUCAGAAUCGCAUCGAGCAGUUGGAGGUGGCAUCGAUCCAGGAGAGGCUGGAGCAGAAGGGGACGAAAGAGGAGAGACUGGAGGACAAGAUUCAGAGCAAGACUCGGUCUGCCUUCUCCAAUGGUUGUGAUCUGUCGGAAUGUGCGCCACCCAAAACCGAAAACGAGCUGUUGCAAAUGUUUUACCGGCAACAGGAAGAAAUCCGACGGCUGAGAGAACUGUUAGGUCAGAGAGACGUCCGCGUGAAACAGCUGGAGCUGGAGAUCAAAAACAUCCGGAACUGCCCGGGGAGCUGCUGAGAGAAAGGGAUCCAAAUCCUGAAGCCAUUCUAAAGCAGCAAGAAGAAGAAAAAACAAACCAGGCUUGACUGUUGUUUGUAUAAUUAUAUAUUUUAUAUUGCAAAAGAAAAAAAUAGAUUUUAAGCAGUACCUCUGGUACAUUGUGCACAUUUUUUUAAAACUUGUUUUACAAUUGUGUACAUAUUUUCUAAUUCUUAAUCACUUCCAUGGUUUACGCAGCUAUUGUGUCAGUUUUUACGGUACUUUACAGACUGGGCUCCACAAGCCUGGUUCAGUUUUUUUUUUUCUUUGGUAUUACUUUUUUUUGUUCUUUUGUAACACAGUUAAUAAGUAAUUUCCUCACUUGUCUCUUAUAAUGACCAUUUGCGUUUUGUUAACGAUAAGUUCUUUUUUUAUGUUUUUCCAUACUGAAUGUCAUUUGUGCUCAAUAAUAUAUUAUAUUAUAUACAAAUAGGUUGGUUUUUAAAAAGUAGUUGGGACAAUUCAUCAAGCUGUUAAUAUAAAAAGUGUUCAGGGCAGGGUGAUACAGGGGUGGUGUCAUUGCGUUUCAGUUCCUGUCAGAUAGUACAGAGCAGCUUUAACCUGCUCCCAGGUGAAGAAUUAUUGGCACCUCCUUCUGUGAACUGGUGUUUGCCCUGUGGCUACACACCAAACUGUUCUUCCAGGACUACAGCUUGCUGAAUCACAGAUCAGUGACUGGGUGGAUUAGCUUCAUUACACACCAGACCCUUAAUUAAUGUUCUGGAUGAUGGUGAAAAUAGAUUAAAUCAUUCAAAUAUGGGCCUUGUUUACAUACUUUUACAGACUAAAAAUUACUUGAAAGGGACUUGUAUGCAUUGUUAAAGUAUAUAAAAUACAAGGACUGUAUUUUAAUGAUUUAAAGGGAAGGUGGCUUAAUAGAUUAUGUAUGGUAAACCGGCCAUAUUGUGUGUUAGACUUACAUAUAACAGCCACUCUUUAUUUAGUCUUGUGCUAUGGAGAAAAUUGUUCUGCUUGUUUGUUGUGUGCACCUUUUUUCCUUAAUUAUGCAGCAGGGUAUUUAGCCAUACUUGUAUGCACUGCUUCUAGAAAUCUGCAAAGGGAAGGUAAGCCUUUUUACGUGCUAUAGCGAUCAGUAUCGUUUGUUUGAAUCUGUUGAUUGAUUCAAAAUAAUAAUGGCACACACACACACAUCAAUACUUAAGAAUUGUACUGCUAUUAGCUCAUUUUUAAUUUUACUGGUAAAUUAAAUAUAAAAAAAGACAAAUUAUUGGACACUUGUACAACAAAAAAAAAGAUGUGUGUUGAUUCUUAGUGCAAUAUUUUAGUAUCUAAUAUGUACACAAUUUUAUAAAUGAAUAAGCUACUUGCAUUUUUGGAGGAUUUUUGUUUAAAAAAUAAAAUUAUAAAUGCAAAAAAAAAACAACCAAAAGAUAAAUCUUUAAUCUUUGUUUGCAAUCUGCAAGUCUUCCAGCGCUGCCUGAUUCUUUCCCACAUUAAUUUGUAUCGCUUCUGGAUCAUUUAUUGUUAUUACUCUUGCUCUACUCUUUUGUAUAACCAAGACUGUUAAGCAGAGAGUUUUGUACUCCUGCAUAUUUUAAUCACCUUAGAAUGGAGUGGUCUAUGGGGGGAAUUCUGUUCUGUGUGCAGUCACUUCACUAAAACACAAGUUAACAAGAUCCAGAACACAUGGCUUUAGAAUUGCCCAAACCCUUUUUGAUCCAAGGAGCCCAGAUGAGAAUCAUGUACUUUCAGCUUGGCUAGCUGCUUUCAUUAAGCCUCACUGUUCUGUAAAAACUGUUAAAUGAAUGUAUUUAGCAGACAACGCAUAUGCAGUCGAUGUAGUUGUUAACAUUCUGCAGUACUUUUAGUGCCAAGCUGUAUCAGUGGCACAGUUUCAGCAAAAGUGUCGGGGUUAGCUGUUGUAGCUGCUUGCACUCUCCAGACUUUUUCAAGGGUUUGUUCAGAUCUCUGUGACCACUAACAUAAUUUCCUUUUCUUAUCACAGCGUUGUAGCAGUAGCAGGUAUGUAGUGCCCUGGAGGUGGACAUUAUUACUUUUAGGAGCUUAAUGGAAAUAGGGCUCAGUAAUAACGGUUUUGGGCAUGCAGCUGAGAACAGUAACAAACACUGAUUACUGGAAAUGUGGCUUAAGUUCUGCACUUUUACAAUGAAAAAAACCGCCUGUGUUAUUUCAUUCAAGAACUAUGAAUGUUACGCAAUAAAAAAGAGAAACAGUGAUGUUUUUAUGUGCUGUAUGAAAAUAUUCUCCCCCCCAAAAACUAUUUUCUGUUUUACAUCAUUGCCAAUUUUUAAUUGAAAUAUGUAUAAUCUUUGCUACUGCAGAUGUGCUUUUAAAAUCAUUUUUAUUGACAAUUUUUCAGCUGUAAAAACAGACUUGUUUAAUAUGUAGAAAUACAUUGCUGCCUUCUGGAUGCAUUGUUUAUUUUCAAUAUUCGACACCUGAAUCGGGUGAAAAACAAGCAAUGGCGUUUUGACAUCCAGAAGUCUUACUAUCAUAAAAAGGCAUAGUGAUAAUCUAGGUAGGAAUUUAUUUCACUAUUAAAUUACACAAGACUGCCUAUCACCGCACUGUGAUGUAGACACGCAAAACUCACAUUACACUCACUCACUCAUUCACUCUGGUUUGCACCUACAAACCAACUGCAAUGAAACAGUGGCAUACAUUUAGCAGUCAGGAAAUCUUAAUGCUUGGUUAAUAAAUACUGUAUAAAAAAUACUGUAAGGGCAGGAUUUUCAAAAAACAGUGUUAUUGUAUUGAACUUGUGGUAUUGUAACGAGAGCUUUAGUAGCAAGUGAAUUUCAAAUGAAAUGUGUUAAUUAAAUCAAUCCGUUAAUGCUUUGAAAUUGAGUCGAUGAGGUCGUUAAUGAACGCAUUUCUCGUUAAAAAGCUUAAUUGUCACAGGUCACAUACAUCACUUCCUGUCUCAACGACUAGAUAAGGGGAACCCGUCAAUCAAAAUGCAUGUUAAUGAGAUCAUCAAUUAAGCAUAAUUCGCUGUUAUGGCAACUACAGGGAGGCAGCUCUCCCACCAGCGAGCAGCAGCCAAAUGGAAAUGAAAUAAAAAAUAAUGGGAAUGUCUAUGUUGUGUAUGAUUUGUAAACUUCAUUUAAAAUUGUGCAUUUUGUCAUGCACAAUAUAUAUUUAUUUAAAACACUUCACAUUUAAAAUUAUGAUUUAUGAUUAUCUGGCGUGUGGGUAAAAAUCAGAUGGCAGGGAUUCAAAUAAAUACAUUAAUUAAUACAAAUUAAACCCCACUAGUCAUUUACCAUCUUUUGGGGGGGAUAUUUUGCCACAACUUACGAUAUACAACUCUUAAUGUGCAUUUUGAAAUCUUUUUUUUGGUUAAAAAGAAAAAAAAAAUACCGUAAGCCAUCUAUCUAUAUUGGUUGGAAUUUAUUUUCUUAUGUUGACAUCUAAUUUUGUCUGUAUUUUAGUAUGUGUGAUUGUAGGCUAUAAAUAAAUAAGUUUGAAGUGCUGUUUGUGUUUGUAGCUGUUAACUCUAUUAUGUAUAUAACACUUCAUUAUAUAUUUAUUAAGCUUUUAAAAUUACAAUAGAACUCCCUAACCCAAUACUUAUUAUAAUUAAUUGUUUGGUGAAUUUCUCUAAUCAUGCAUUUUCUCUGUUACUCUUUGCUCGCCUCCACGAUAAAUAAACUCAACAUGAUUCGAAGUGGCCACCCAACACUUAAAGUAUAUUAAAAUCCAACUGCCAAUUAACUUCUGAUAAAUUAUGACAAUUAACAUAGAUUUCCUUUUAAAUUCCCACUCAAACAAAAUAAAUAGUCGCACCCAGCUCCUUAAGAUAUUAACAUUAUUUCGUAAAUCAACAUAAUUUCGGAAAUCACAUUAGGACGAUUAAAACAAAAUAGGCAUAACCACCGCUUGAAAAUGCCAAAGUCAAUGCUACAAACCGAUUUGUUGAUUAACACUGGAGUUAUCAUUUACGACCUUUUGAAAAUCCUGCCCUAAUUUUAAAUGUAAAAACAAAAAGAUUUUACUAAAAGUUUGAAAAAAGGAAAAAAUAGCAAUAUGAAACUGUCAUAUUUUUUUUUAUUAAUUAGCAUCAUAUCCUGAUUUUAAAACCGUUAUAUGACGUCAUUAAUCUUAACAUGAAUUUUCCAAUUUAGCUGAAAACUGGAUUCAAACUAAGCCGGAGAACUGUAUAUUUGUCAGAAAACUGGAUCUGUAAAAGACAGACCCAUUCCACCGAAUAUACAGUGGUCAAUUGCUCUAAAUUAAAUUGUUCAUACUAACAUGGUUUAAACGCUAAGGGAUGGGAAAUCGUUUUGUAACGACAUUUUGAAUGAAUAGCUAUUUUAGACACCCCUGAUAAACAGUAAUUACUUUCACCAAUUCAACACUUGUAACAGUUGUUAUCCCUUGCAUUAGGGGUGACCAAUGUUGGCCUUUCCACUCCUGGGCUAAAUUGUUUAAUUGAACCAAUUCAACCUCCAUUCAGACCGGAGAGUAGUUAAUUCUCUCAUUUUGCCUGUGAAAAUGAAGGUGAAAUUUGAAAAGGAUUAAACGUUGUCAUUAAACUUUUAAAAAUGUACAGUCGUAAAGAAAAAUACAUUGGUCGAAAAAAAAUCACAAAGCUUUGCUAGCUCUGUAUUCAUUGAUUUUAGUGUUUACAGAAUCUCUCCUGCUUAUCUCCUACCUCGGACAGCCUGUAUCGCUCAGGAUAUGUUUUGUGUGACUGUAUUCACGAGACAUCGUCUGAACAAAGAGCUUUGCAAUAAGCACUUAAAUACUUGUUUGUUAUUUCUUACAAACGUGUGCUUCUAAAUCACUAUAUUGGUCUUCAACACUGAAUGUUGCUACUGGACACUUUUAUGAGCCCUAGUAUAUUAUUGUGACUACAUUUUAAAUUGUGAUUUCUAUUUAUUUCUUGAAUUUGUUUUUCAGAUUGCUUCUGUAAAACACAAACAAACAAAAAAACUAUUGCAGGUAUGUUUUUAAUGAAAAAAAAACGAGAUGAAUCAGUACUAAAUGGUACCUUUUCAAA